Messenger RNA from Anopheles cruzii, 1038 nucleotides. RefSeq lists its product as uncharacterized. The transcript has 6 exons. The record is from RefSeq and is a predicted model, not a curated record. Lineage: Eukaryota; Metazoa; Arthropoda; Insecta; Diptera; Culicidae. Gene Ontology annotation, molecular function: protein binding. Bases 1 to 1038 code for a protein of 345 amino acids.
AUGGGUGCCCCGACGUCGGAAGUGAGGUUCUGCGGUCCCGGAAGACCACCACCGCCCGAUCCGAGGACCGUGGCCGGUGGCAGCGGACGGACGGGCCGCUGGACACAGCCCGGACUCGGCACCGUUUGGCUCGCGCUGCUGCUACUGUUGACCGUGGCCAGCCUCGGCACGGUGCAGGGCGAGAAAACGAAGACAUAUUACGUGGAAUCGAUCUGUAAAAAUCAUUUUCUACAGUUACUUUAUAGAAAAAUAGAUGGUGCUACCCUCGUGUCGAGGAACGAGCGGAACCUAAACUGUGGGUUCACGUUUCAAACACACUCCAUACUGCAGCGCUUUAUGUUGCGCUUCGAUACGCUGCAACUAGACUGUAACGACCAUUUGUAUGUAUAUGACGGUGCGCACGCCGUCGGGACGUAUAAGGCGGAUCUGACCUGCAAGGACACAAAACAAUCAGUGGGAGUGUUGCUCACGAAGACGAACUUUCUCACCUUUAAGUACGUGACCGACAACUGGGGCACGGAGACGAACGGUUUCAAGAUGGUCAUCACAUCCUUCAAGGAUUCCAAACUCAACUGUGCCGACUUCCGGUGCGCGCUGCAGGACUACUGCAUACACCAGGACCUCCGGUGCGACGGUGUGAACCACUGUGCGGACGGGUCGGACGAAACGAUCGGGCUGUGCCCCGGGCCCGAUCGCUACAUGAACACGAUCUUCGGCAUGGACCUGACGUGGGUCGUGCUGAUCGGGGUCAGCAGUUUGGUCGUGUGCGGGUGCAUCGCCGGCGUCGCGAUCUGCGUGUACGCGCGGAACUCACGCAGCACCCCAAACCAGCUGCACUCUUCGAUACAAUUGAACCAGAUGAUCGAAUCGAACGGUUCAUCGAAGCAUCUACAAGGAACUCUGCCGCGGGAAACAACAACGCUACCUGCUUCGGGAAACUUGCAUCACCCUGCGGGACCAUUAGGGUACCUCCGCAUUCCACACAAAUUGAUGGCCAAAGUCCGUCCCAUUUGGUGCCUGGCAAAUUACGACAAUUAG